GAGCGCGUGGAGGCCAGCCUCCGUCUCGGCUUAUCGCGCCUCUUCGGGGAAGCCUCGAGAGAAGGAUUGGAGGAUGCUACUGUGGUGGAGGAUGUCAAGACCAAGAGCCGUGGCGAAGAUGGGCCCAGGUGGCUCUCCAGCCCAGCGCUUCUGUUCUUUCUGCUGCUCCUGCGAUCUUCGCCAGGAUGGCUCUUCGCUGGCGAGGGCGCCCUGCUGCUGAAGCUUGA
Messenger RNA from Symbiodinium necroappetens, 227 nucleotides. Lineage: Eukaryota; Dinophyceae; Suessiales; Symbiodiniaceae. The record is from the annotation of a GenBank genome assembly.